CAUGCAUGAGAAGAAUAAGUCUCAUGAUGAAAGGGAUAAUCAAGCUUUGAAAUUAGUAGAACGCCUUUUGAAAUUGUAUCCCAUAUCCAUCAGUGGUCAGCUUGAUAUACUUUACGCGCCUAAAGAAUAUGUACUGGAGCGUAUGACACCUCGUGUACUAUUAUUUACUGCAGCAGAAAUGGGCAACACCAGAUUUUUAAUUGAGAUUGUUAGAAUGUUUCCACAUAACAUAUACCAGACAGAUGGUUUUGGCAAAAGUAUAUUUCACAUUGCUAUAGAGCGCCGUAACAAAGAUAUAUACAAUCUAUUGUAUGAGACAGUUUCAUACAAUAGAGAACUAUCUGGGUGGGAAGAUUUAAAGAAAAACAAUCUUCUACAUCUUCUCGCGCUGACCACAAAGAAUACAGCACAACUUCAUCAGACAGGGUCUAAAGCAUCUAUACUAAUGCAACGAGAACUAUUAUGGUACAAGGAGGUAGAAAUGUUGGUGCAGCCUUCGUUCAGAAAUAAAAAGAACGAAGAUGGUAAAACGCCCUAUGAGAUAUUUUCAGAGAAUAACGAAGACUUGGUUUCCAAAGGAAUGAAAUGGACAAAAGAUUGCAUGGUGGUUGCCACUCUUAUAAUCACCGUAGCUUUUGCAGUUGCUUUCACGGUUCCUGGUGGCUACGACCAAAAGACUGGGAUUCCUAUCUUGGAUCAUGACACUAGUUUCUUGGUUUUCAUAAUAGCAGACGCCUUUUCCUUAUUUACUUCAUCAACUUCACUCCUGGUGUUCUUGUCUAUCCUUACAUCUCCUCAUGAUCAACGUGAUUUCUUGUAUGCAAUGCCUGUGAAGCUGAUGAUAGGUCUUGUGGCACUAUUUAUGUCUGUAGCGGCCAUGAUGGUUACCUUUGCUGCCAGCUUCUUUGUGAUUUAUCAAAACACAUACAAAUGGCUGGCAAUAAUUAUCAGUGUAUCUGCAGCUACACCGGUCAUCACAUUUGCUAUAUUACAAUAUCCUUUUGUGAUGGAUAUGUAUCGUUCGAUAUUUAAUCCAAGGUACUUGUUUAAUACCGGGAAAUGUGUACUUUACGACAAAAAAAAGAGGUUGUAAAUGUUCAAUCUUUUGCUAGAAAACUGAUGUAAUUGUUUAUAGCGUGUUGGUAUCCGCUUGGA
Messenger RNA from Erigeron canadensis, 1155 nucleotides. RefSeq names its product ankyrin repeat-containing protein At5g02620-like. The record is from RefSeq and is a predicted model, not a curated record. The transcript is spliced from 2 exons. The coding region runs from base 2 to 1093 and encodes 363 amino acids. NCBI's taxonomy places the organism in Eukaryota, Viridiplantae, Streptophyta, Magnoliopsida, Asterales, Asteraceae.